UUAAAAAAGAAAAUAAACUCCUCGCCCUCUUAACCCCCUCCCUCUCAACAGCGUUGGUCCAUUCUUUCACCAGUCUUGUUGGAACGCUUUUCCAUCGAAAUUAGGGUUCCGAACUUCUUCAAGUCAUGAAAAGAAAAAAAGGUUCAAUUGCCCCUGCUAGGGCUGGCCAAAGACGCAAUAAAUCAAAAGGGAAAGUUGAUGAGGCAGAAAGCCAUCAACUUUGCCCUUAUUUUGAUAAUCUUCCGUCUCACGUUAUUGCUCACAUUCUGCUUCAACUUCCAUUUAAGUCGCUUCUCAUUUGUAAAUCUGUGUGCAAAAUUUGGAAAACAUUGAUUUCAGAAUCACAUUUUGCUAAAUCCCACUUUGAGCAAUCACCACUCAGUCUCAUGAUUCGGACCAAUGACUAUAGCCGAGUUUCAAGAACAAUGUACCUUCUUGAGUCUGAUCCUCAAAAGUUUGAGAUUGGAAGCAACGAUCAUGUGAAACUUGUGCCUAUGUUCAAGCUUCCUCUCAGAUCAUUUAGGGAUAAAAGAGACCAGAUCAAUAAUGAAUCCAAGCGACCUUUUCGUGCUGCGAGAUUAGUUUCAGGGAAAAACGACGAGAACAGUUAUACGGGUAGACAAAGUCUUUAUAUUGCUUGCAAAAGAGAUUUUGAUAAGUUUGAUAUUGUGAAUUCUUGCAAUGGUUUACUUUGUUUGUCUGACCCAUCUUUUGGAAACCCAUUAGUGAUCUGCAACCCAGUCACUGGGGAGUUUAUAAGACUUCCUGAAUCUAUUGCGGAUCAAAAUCGGGUAAGAAGGCUAGGACAAGCUGGUUUUGGUUUCCAACCUAAAACUAAUGAAUAUAAGGUGAUAAACAUGUGGGUGAGACAUGUUAAACGUGCCAAUGUGUGGGAGUUUGAGCGUUUGACCCUUGAGAUAAACACACUUGGAACCCCAUCCUGGAGAAAUGUUGAAGUGGAUCCUCAAAUUUCUUUUUCGAGUCUAAAGUAUCCCACUUGUGUGAAUGGUGCACUACAUUGGCUAAGAUUUGAUGGUCUGCAAAGGUCAAUAUUGAUUUUCUGCUUUGAAAGUGAGACGCUGAAGUCAUUUCCUUCUCCUCCACAGAUGUUUGGAAAUCAUAAUAAUGGAUUUCUUAGUAAUAGACAUAUUAGCAUGGGAGAAUUAAAGGGAUUUCUUUACAUUUGUGAUUCGACCUUUUUAUCUGAUGUUUCAAUGUGGGUUAUGAAUGAAUAUGGCAUUGGAGAAUCAUGGACUAAGAUUUACAACAUUGAUACUUCAUUCAAUCCUUCGGAAAGUCGUGUUCCACGGAGAUAUGGUUUAAGCUGGCCAAUAAAACACUUUGAAGAAGGUGCUGCCAUAUUGUUAUAUCAUUCCUGCAAUUGUUUUAUCUACUAUGAACCUGAGAAAUAUGGAUUCGAAGUUUUUCGAAUUUACGGGAGUAGUUCAAAUUUUUUUGAAGUAAUCCCACACAUUCCAAGUCUAAUUUCAUUGAAGGAUGUUUUGAAAGGUGACAAUAUUGAGGUUCUGAAUAUCCACUCAAGGUGUGCAAAGUUUAAAUUGCGGGAAGAAAAGGAAGUUCUUUCUUUGCGAUCUCAACGAUUGUUUGAGACUUGAAGUUCAUGUUUUUCAUCAUCUUAUGGUGACUUGAUAAAUAUAUCUGCCUCCUUAUCUGAUGGUGAAGAACCUGCUUCCUAAGAAGAGUGUUCAAAUUUUUUAAUUUGCAUGAAGAAAAUGAAGAUCUUGUUGUACAGACAAUACCUUUGUCGUUCGGUGCUGACGCUUUUGGUGAAGAGUACAACUGAUUAGAAGGAAUUUCAAACAGUAGGCAGGGUUAUAAUUUGGCUAGUUAUGAUUUUGAAAAAAAAUACAUUUCUUGUUUUAGGAUGCAAAUGAUGUAUUUUUUUGAAAAAUUUAAUCUAGAUGUUCAUUAAUCAUUAUCUAUGCUUUAACGAGGCUGUCUUGAUUUAGAAAAAGACUGAUUAUUGCUCAGCUAUUUCAUUCUGUUUCCUGA
This is a messenger RNA of Medicago truncatula (barrel medic), 2013 nucleotides long. RefSeq names its product F-box protein At3g07870. The record is from RefSeq and is a predicted model, not a curated record. Gene Ontology annotation, molecular function: protein binding. Bases 126 to 1616 code for a protein of 496 amino acids. The transcript is spliced from 4 exons. Lineage: Eukaryota; Viridiplantae; Streptophyta; Magnoliopsida; Fabales; Fabaceae.